This is a messenger RNA of Pogoniulus pusillus (Red-fronted tinkerbird), 1257 nucleotides long. RefSeq names its product cellular communication network factor 4 (gene CCN4). Gene Ontology annotation, molecular function: integrin binding; heparin binding. NCBI's taxonomy places the organism in Eukaryota, Metazoa, Chordata, Aves, Piciformes, Lybiidae. The record is from RefSeq and is a predicted model, not a curated record. Gene Ontology annotation, biological process: signal transduction; cell adhesion. Gene Ontology annotation, cellular component: extracellular matrix; extracellular region. Bases 104 to 1183 code for a protein of 359 amino acids. The transcript has 5 exons.
GGCUGCCAGUGCAGGGUUGCUCUGCAUUCCCCAAAGUGGUGUUUUUGUUCAAAACGGCUCUAAAUCUGGGUUCAAUCAAUGUAUUUAAUCCUGGCUUCCAGGGAUGAGGUGGCUUUUGCCCUGGAUUCUAGCAACAAGCAGCAUUUUGCAGGCCAUUGCCCAGACCUCCACCACUAUGACCACCACCAUCCCUGCCACGACAGAAGCCUACACACGGACUCAGUACUGUAAGUGGCCGUGCCAGUGUCCGAAGUCCCCACCUCUGUGCUCAGUAGGUGUCAGCCUGGUCACAGAUGGCUGCGACUGCUGCAAGACCUGUGCCAAGCAGCGUGGAGAAAGUUGCACUGAGGCGGACACCUGUGACUUCCACAGGGGCUUGUACUGUGACUACAGCGGAGACAGACCUAGGUACGAAAUAGGAGUAUGUGCACAGGUUGUUGGUGUAGGAUGUGUCCUCAAUGGAGUCAGGUAUAACAACGGGGACACAUUUCAGCCCAACUGCAAAUACAACUGCACAUGCAUUAAUGGGGCUGUGGGCUGUAUUCCCAUGUGCACAAACUCACGUCCUCCCCUUGUCUGGUGCCCAAACCCAAAGCUGAUUAAGAUGGCAGGGAAGUGCUGUGAGCAAUGGGUUUGUGAUGACUCCAAGAAAAUCAGGAAGACAUCUCCACGCCACAUCUCCUCUGCAGCAUACGAGGGAGAGGCUGAAGCCUGGCAGAAGAACUGCAUUGUUCACACCUCAUCCUGGAGUCCCUGCUCAAAGACCUGUGGGCUAGGGAUCUCCACCAGGAUUUCCAAUGACAACGACCAGUGCCGGCUCCUGAAAGAAAGCCGCCUGUGCAACAUGCGCCCCUGUGAGGUGGACAUAACCAAGCACAUCAAGCCUGGGAAGAAGUGCUUGGCUGUCUACAGGGCCAAUGAACCAAUGAACUACACCAUCUCAGGAUGUGUGAGCAAAAGUCCUUAUAGACCUAAAUAUUGUGGUGUCUGCACAGACAACAGGUGCUGUACACCAUACAAGUCCAAGACUAUUGAAGUGAGAUUUCAGUGCCCAGAUGGAGCUGAGUUUUCCUGGAAAAUCAUGUGGAUCAAUGCUUGUUUUUGCAACCUGAACUGCAAGAACCCCAACGACAUCUUUGCUGACUUGGCUCAUUACCAUGACUACUCUGAAAUCGCUAAUUAAAUUGGCUGAAAGCUGGAACUGCUCUGAUUUUACAGAGGUUUUAAAAUAAAAGGAGAAUCUUUAUCUAUUGCAAA